Gymnodraco acuticeps is the source of this 1211-nucleotide messenger RNA. RefSeq names its product thioredoxin-related transmembrane protein 2-B-like. The record is from RefSeq and is a predicted model, not a curated record. Gene Ontology annotation, cellular component: membrane-bounded organelle. Gene Ontology annotation, molecular function: disulfide oxidoreductase activity. Gene Ontology annotation, biological process: brain development. Lineage: Eukaryota; Metazoa; Chordata; Actinopteri; Perciformes; Bathydraconidae.
AAGCUAGCAACUAGACAUUCAUAUUAAGCUAGCUGCUUCAUCACUGGCUGCCAGCUUCGGUGUUCUCGGGCUGCAUUCACAGUGUUAGUUAUAGGCCGACGACAGUUUUACAGAAAAUGGCUCUACUAACGACGUUAUUUGCGUUCCUGUACCACCUGCCGCAGGUGUACAAGUGGCUUCUGAAGCCUUACUAUGUAGCCUCUCUAUUUAUGUCCAUAGCCUUUCUAGCUGUUCGAAAGACGCCUGGCAUCUGCGACCAACUGAACACACAGCGAGAGGACGGCAACCCCUGCGACUUCGACUGGAGGGAGGUGGAGAUCCUCAUGUUCCUCAGUGCCAUUGUCAUGAUGAAGAACAGACGAGCGAUUACGGUGGAGCAGCAUUUGGGCAACAUCAUCCUGUUCAGCAAAGUGGCCAACGUCAUCCUGUUCUUCAGGCUGGACAUCAGGAUAGGCCUUCUGUACCUGACGCUCUGCAUCGUCGAGCCCCUCAUGUUUCCCUCUCUGUUGUCUCAGUGUUUUCUGAUGACCUGUAAGCCUCCUCUCUACAUGGGACCAGAGUACAUCCAGUACUUCAGCGACAAAACCAUCGAUGAUGAGUUGGACAGAGACCCUCGUGUGACCUGGAUUGUUGAAUUCUUCGCCAACUGGUCUCCAGAGUGCCAGUCCUUUGCCUCCGUCUACGCUGAUCUGUCCCUGAAGUAUAACUGCGCCGGUCUCAAGUUCGGUAAAGUGGACAUCGGACGUUAUGGAGAGGUUUCCAAAAAGUACAAGGUGUCCGCGUCCCCGCUGUCCAAGCAGCUGCCCUCCCUGGUGUUGUUCCAGGGCGGGAAGGAGGUGAUGCGCCGCCCCCAGGUGGACAAGAAGGGAAGAGCCGUGUCCUGGAGCUUCACUGAGGAGAACAUCAUCCGAGAGUUCAACCUGAACGAGCUCUACCAGAAAUCCAAGAAGCUCAACAAGAGCAAGGAGGACCAGCUCAUGCAGUCGCAGUUUUCCCCCCCCGUCCCCGAAAGAGGACGAGCUCCGAGCCAGCCGGGACCCCCCGCCGGAGGAGGGCGUGGUCGAGGUCCAAGAAGGACAAAUAAGGACGGAUUGAUGAAGAGCAGCUUAACUGAACAGUUUUCCUCUCUGGGAGAUGCUAUAAUGGUCGGUCUCUCCGGCACCGUCAUGCUGCUGUGUGCACGGAGCCUGUCCUGCACACUGAUUGGCUGA